UAAUAAAACGUAUUUUUUUACUUAUUUAAUAUAGAUAUUUCCACAAUAUUCCAUCUAUCUCCACACCUCUUAUUCUUAUUAUUGUUUUUUUCUUUUCUGUUCUCUCCUGAUCUCUCAUGGCUUCCACUACCAAAGAAAUAGCUACAGAGAUCCUCCCUUUCAUGCGGGUCUACAAAGACGGCUCCGUCGACCGCCUCCUCGAAUCGCCGCUCGUCCCUACGUCGCCCGGCGACCCCGAAACCGGGGUCUCCUCCAAGGACAUCUCAAUCUCCCUCAACCCCGCCAUUUCCGCCCGCUUGUUCCUACCACCAUUAAACCACAACAACCAAAAGCUCCCCGUCCUCGUCUACUUCCAUGGUGGCGGCUUCUGCUUCGAGUCCGCCUUUUCCUCCGAUCACCACCGCUUCCUCAACAGCCUCGUCUCCCAAGCCAAAGUCCUGGCCGUUUCCGUAGAGUACAGGCUCGCUCCUGAGUAUCCUCUUCCCGUCGCCUAUGAAGAUUGCUGGUACGCCCUCCAAUGGGUUGCUUCCCAUAAUUCAAAUCACGAUGAUCGUGAUGAUCAUGAUCAAGACAUUACCAAAGAGACGUGGCUGACAAACCAUGGAGACUUUGAAAAAGUCUUUCUAGGAGGCGACAGUGCAGGAGCUAAUAUUGUGCAUAACAUGGCCAUGAGAUUCAGCAAGGAGGAUUUGAAUAAUCGGAUCAAGAGUAUUUCUGGAGCUUUUCUUACUCAUCCAUACUUUUGGGGUUCCGAACCUUUGGUUGGAUCAUCAGAGCCUUGUGCUGAGGAGCUUGCCAAGUCCAUCCCACGUUUGGUUUGGGACUUCGUUUACCCUUGCGCCCCCGGCGGAGUAGACAACCCGAUGAUCAACCCGGUGGGGCCCGACGCGCCGAGCCUGGCGGGGCUCGGGUGCGAGCGGCUGCUGGUUAGUGUGGCGGAGAAGGAUGUGCUGAGGGAGAGGGGGAGGAGAUAUUGUGAGGCUGUUAGGGAAUGUGGGUGGAAAGGGGAAGUGGAGCUGGUUGAUGUGGAAGGAGAAAAUCAUGCUUUUCAGAUUUUGUUUGGUGAGAGUGAGAACGCCAAGAGGUUGAUCACGCGCUUGGCUGAAUUUCUCAUGAUCAACUGAAGUUUUAACUGGAUUAUCAUUCCACUUUGUAGUUUUUUAAUUAUGUUGCCAAUCGAUCUGAUGUCUAAAUACAAAUGCCAAUAUUUUGUGUUUCCCCAAUAAAAGGAAAAAUGUUUGGGGCGCUGGCAACGUUAAACACCACAAUGCUGUAGGACGCACUGUUUAGUAAUAGACAGGGACGGUGGACGGUGCUCAAAGUUAACUUCAGUGCCAAAUAGCUUUAGACUCUUUUCACUUGAUGGGUCCAUUUCAAUAUUUGGUUUUUUUGUUUUUUGUUUUUUUUUGUAAUAAAAGUCCUCGUGGUCCAUCUGCUUGUGCCCGUGAUUAGAUGUGUAUAUCAAAAGCUUUUAGCCUCGUUUUAA
Molecule: messenger RNA, 1486 nt
Organism: Morus notabilis
Lineage: Eukaryota; Viridiplantae; Streptophyta; Magnoliopsida; Rosales; Moraceae
Product: 2-hydroxyisoflavanone dehydratase
Exons: 1
Coding region: 117-1124 (335 amino acids)
Molecular function (GO): hydrolase activity
Source: RefSeq, a predicted model, not a curated record